Lottia gigantea (owl limpet) is the source of this 5625-nucleotide messenger RNA. RefSeq lists its product as hypothetical. The record is from RefSeq and is a predicted model, not a curated record. Gene Ontology annotation, molecular function: protein binding; protein tyrosine phosphatase activity. Lineage: Eukaryota; Metazoa; Mollusca; Gastropoda; Lottiidae. The transcript is spliced from 31 exons. The annotation marks the transcript as partial. Gene Ontology annotation, biological process: protein dephosphorylation.
CCUCCACGAAUAACCCAACAACCAAAGAAUCAAAAAGUUUUAGAAGAUGAAAAAGUUUCAUUCUUCUGUAAAGCAUCAGGAAACCCAGCGCCAUCAUUCCAUUGGGAGAAAGGGAACAGAAAAAUAAAUCCACGUAGAAACAGAUAUAUUAUAGAAGAAAGUCCACAUUUAACUGUGUUAAGGAUAGAUCCUGUCAAAUCCAAAAAAGACGAUGCCGUGUUUACAUGCGUGGCUGAUAAUGGUCUUGGGGAAGCCAGGGCUAAUGCAACCUUACAAGUUUUUAGAAAAAUGGCAGACACAGAUAUUCCAGUUGGUUAUCCACGUAUUGUAGUUAAUCCUAGUCUUAAAUCUGUAGAAAAGGGUCACAAUGCUUUAAUGAAAUGUGAAGUAGAGGGCAAUCCAGAACCUACAGUAUAUUGGUUAAAGGACUAUCUACCUGUAGAUAUGAGUGAUCCUAGAAUAACAUUAUUAGAUUCAGGUUAUUUACAAAUUAAAUUAAGUCAAGAACAAGAUGCAGGGAAAUAUGAAUGUGUUGCUGAAAAUGAUGUGGGUGUGGCUUAUUCCUAUGCUGCUAUGCUGUAUGUAAAAGUACGAAGAGUCCCACCUCAUUUCUCAAUUCCACCAGAAGAUACCAAAGUUUUACCUGGAGCAGACGUCAAUUUGACCUGUGUUGCUGUUGGCUCACCUAUGCCCUAUGUCAAGUGGAGGCAAGGUGCAGAAGAAUUGACACCAGAGGAAGAUCUACCUAUUGGCAGGAACAUUCUUCAGUUAGAAGAUGUGCGGGAAUCAAAGAAUUAUACUUGUGUAGCUUCAUCUGAUCUGGGAAAUAUUGAAAGCAUUGCAAAAGUCAUUGUUGAAGCAACUCCCAGCCCGCCUGUACAACUCACUGCUUCCGAGAUAACGGCAACUUCUGUAAAAUUGAUGUGGGAAAACCCCAACCCUCGAAGUGUUUUGUCAUAUGUUGUUCAAUAUAAAAUAAAUACAGAACAAGGGAAUAGAUAUAAAGAGAAAACCAAUAUUGGACAAACUGAAUAUAUUUUAAAUCAUCUGAAAGCCUAUACAACUUACAAUAUACGAAUAGUAGCAGUGAAUGAUAUAGGCAGAAGUUCCCCCAGUAAAUCCACCCAAGUUACCACUGGUGAAUUAGCACCAGGAAGUGAACCCAGAAAUGUACGAGCUAGAGCUGCCAGUUCAACUACUAUUGUUGUAUCAUGGAACCCACCCGCUAUACCUAAUGGAGCUAUUCAGGGAUAUAAAGUAUUUUAUACACUCACACCAGAGAAACCUAUAUUUUUCUGGGAGAACCAAGAAGUUACCGAUAACAAUGUGGUUACCACCAUCAGUGACCUAGAACCAAAUGUUACCUACACCAUCACUGUUUUGGCUUACUCCAACAUUGGACAGGGUCCAAUGUCACAUCCAAUACAAGUCUUAACUACCCAAGGUGUGCCAUUCCAACCAUUGAAUCUAAAAGCUGAUGCUAUAUCACCUAAUGAGAUAUUGGUAAUGUGGGAUGCUCCUCAAGAAAAAGAGAAGAUUGAUAGUUAUCAGUUAUAUUAUAAUGAUUCUCACAUGAGACAAAAUAUCCGUAUUAGUAUUUCUCCACCAGAAGAGAAAUAUAAACUUGUUGAUCUAACACCAGACACAGUUUAUCAUAUCCAAGUCUCAGCUAAAUCAGCUCGAGGCGAGGGACCUAAAACACCCACGGUACAAGCUCAAACUCAACCUUUUGUUCCGGGAGCCUCACCACAAGCAGUCAGCGGACGCCCACUCAACGCACAUGAGAUAGAAGUGAGCUGGAAGCCCCCUCCUCGAGAUAAACGUAAUGGUAGACUUGAAGGCUAUAAAUUGUAUUAUAUGAAGAAUGAGGAAGGAAAUAUUGAAACAGACGGCAUUGUCAAACGUUUAAGACCAGACGUAGAUUCCUAUAUUAUUAAAGAAUUAUCAACUUGGACUGAAUAUAAAAUACAAGUACGAGCUCAUACAAGAGUUGGAGAUGGUCCCCUCUCACAACCUAUUCUGGUUAAAACAGAUGAGGAUGUUCCUGGAGAACCACGGAAAGUCACCAUUGAAGUCAUCAAUUCAACAACCAUAUUUGUGGAAUGGCAGCCACCAGCUAAUGCUAAUGGUAUUAUAAGAGGAUAUCAGGUGUAUUAUGUAGAAGUUAAUAGAAAUGAUGAACCCAUAUCUUCUGCUCCCUAUUAUGAUACCUAUUCUGGAGAUAAACGUGAGGCUGUUAUCACAGGACUUAAUCCUGAUACUAGAAUAAUGGUUAAUGUAGCAGCCUAUACUAGAAAAGGAGAUGGUAUUAGAUCUAGAUCUAAAUUGAUAACAACCAAAGGAGCAGUACCAACACCACCUAGAAACCUCCAUCUUGAAUUGAUACAGGAAGAUCCACCCAGAAUUAAGGUUACCUGGCAACGACCUCGAGACACUCAUGGCAAUGUAGAAAACUACAAGGUUAUAUGGGGUAGAUUCGGGGAAAGAUAUGUCGAGAAAAUACUACCGGCAGAAAAGUAUUCUUUUGUAACUUAUUCUUUAGAUAAGGGUACCAAAUAUGAAUUUCGUGUAUUAGCUAAGAAUGAUGUAGAUUAUGGAGAGAGAGCUGUAGAAACUCUGAGUACACCUGAUGGAGCCCCAGCUGGUGCCCCUCAGAAUUUUACGGCUAUAGGAUUAUCAGAGACUAGUGUAAGAUUAACUUGGGAUUUACCAGCCAGAAAUCUUCGUAAUGGUGAUAUAGGAAUGUACCAGAUAACGUAUCAUAAACUAUCAGAUCCUGUUAAUGAGGAAGAUUUAAAUAUUACUGAUACCUAUAUGGAUAUACAAGGAUUAGAGAUGAAUACUGAUUAUAUCUUUAAGAUUAAAGCUUAUACUAGUCGUGGUUCAGGACCUUGGAGUAACAGACUUCAUUUUAGAACAUUUGAUCGCAAAGAUGUUGUUCGCAACUUCCGCGUUACCAUGCGAACACCUAACACUGUCAAAUUAUCUUGGGAUCCGCCAGAGAAGAAGCGAAAUUAUCGUGAAAAUGGUGUGACUAAACAAAUCUUCCAAGAUAAAGAAGAAGUACAAAUUCCAGGACAAUUAACUAUGUGGACUCUCCAAAAUCUUCAACCAAAGAUGCGUUUUAAUUUCAAUAUAUCAGCAUUAUUCCAUGAUGAACCUGGUAUACCUGGUCCUGAUGUACAUAUCUCUACAGAAACACUGAUUGAAGGUAAGACUGUGACUAGAAUAUAUCGUGGUACUAUAACAUUAAGAUUACAGAGAGCUAGUGAGAAGAAUGGUCCUCUCAGUCACUAUAUAGUGGUAGUUGUACCAGAACAACACAGCGUAGCUAAAUAUCCUCAAGAUUUUAUAAUGGAUAAUUUGAUAAAAGAGAAACAAAGUGUAGAUCAACCAGCCUCUCAUCCUUAUAUAGCUGCUAGAUUUGACUCGGAUGCUUUACCUGAUGAAUUUGAUUUGGGUAAUGAACAAGAAUAUGGUGCAUUCUUCAACAGAAGAUUAGAUCCUGAUACAGAAUACAUGGUUUUCUUAAGAGCUUAUACUGUUGAUCCUAGACUAUAUACAUCCAGUGAUUAUUCUGAUAAAUUAAGUUUAGGAGAUAUAGAAUAUGGUGUUAAUGUGGUGCAAGGAGGUUCCAAUGAUAAUAAUAGAAUUGUAGAAGAAAGUGAUGAUGGCAAUACAUUGUUAUUAAUUGUUGCCCCAGCCUGUGCUGGUGGUGUUCUUCUGAUAUUAUUCUGUGCCCUAGUAAUCUUCUUCAUGAAAAAAGGCAAAUCUAAAGGGGCUAUGUUAGAGCCUGAAUCUAAGGUGUUGAUUGAUGCUCCACCAUUCCUAGUUGAUCCAAUUGAAAUGAGAAGACAGCAUUAUCAAACACCAGGAAUGAUCAGUCAUCCACCAAUACCUAUAGAAAGACUAGCUGAACAUAUAGAUAACCUUAAAAAUAACGACAACCUUAAAUUCUCUCAUGAAUAUGAAUCAAUAGAACCUGGACAACAAUUUACAUGGGAUAACUCUAAUCUAGAAGUCAAUAAACCAAAGAAUCGUUACGCUAAUGUUAUAGCUUACGAUCAUUCUCGUGUCAUAUUACAACCAAUAGAUGGCGUACCAGGCAGUGACUAUAUUAAUGGUAAUUAUAUGGAUGGUUAUAGAAAACAGAAUGCUUAUAUAGCUACCCAGGGUCCACUACCAGAAACAUUUGGUGAUUUCUGGAGAAUGGUUUGGGAACAAAGAUGUACAACAGUUGUUAUGAUGACUAAAUUAGAAGAGAGAUCUAGGAUUAAAUGUGAUCAAUACUGGCCAUCUCGGGGUACAGAAACUUAUGGUUUGAUGCAUAUACAGUUAGUAGAUGUUACAGAAUUGUCAACAUACACUGUGAGAACUUUCCAUCUAUCUAGAUAUGGAUGUCCUGAGAAGAGAGAGAUAAGACAAUUUCAAUUUACAGCAUGGCCUGAUCACGGUGUACCAGAUCAUCCUACACCAUUAUUAAUGUUUAUGAGACGUGUUAAAUGUAGUAAUCCACCUGAUGCUGGACCUAUGGUUGUUCAUUGCAGUGCUGGAGUGGGUCGAACUGGUGCAUUUAUUGUUAUUGAUGCUAUGUUAGAACGAAUUAAACACGAGAAAACAGUGGAUAUAUAUGGUCAUGUGACUUGUUUACGAGCUCAAAGAAAUUAUAUGGUACAGACAGAAGAUCAGUAUAUCUUUAUACAUGAUGCUCUAUUAGAGGCUGUACAAUGUGGUAAUACUGAGGUACCAGCUAGAAAUUUAGCUGCUCACAUUCAGAAAUUAACCCAGCCAGAACCAGGAGAGACUGUUACUGGUAUGGAGUUAGAAUUUAAGCGUUUAGCUAAUAUGAAAGCUAGUCCGAAUAGAUUUGUUAGUGCUAAUCUACCUGCUAAUAAGUUUAAAAAUAGACUUGUUAAUAUUUUACCAUAUGAAUCAACACGUGUUUGUUUACAACCAAUAAGGGGUGUAGAUGGCUCAGAUUAUAUCAAUGCAAGCUUUAUAGAUGGGUAUCGAUAUAGAAAGGCAUAUAUUGCUACCCAGGGACCACUAGCAGAAACAACUGAAGAUUUCUGGAGAAUGUUAUGGGAACAUAAUUCUACUAUUAUAGUCAUGUUGACUAAACUACGAGAAAUGGGUCGAGAAAAAUGUCAUCAAUAUUGGCCCAGUGAACGAUCUGCUAGAUAUCAGUAUUUUGUUGUUGAUCCUAUGACAGAGUACAACAUGCCACAAUAUAUAUUACGGGAAUUUAAAGUCACUGACGCCAGAGAUGGUCAAUCCAGAACAAUCAGACAAUUUCAGUUUACUGAUUGGCCAGAACAAGGUGUACCCAAAUCAGGAGAGGGCUUCAUUGAUUUCAUUGGUCAGGUUCAUAAAACUAAAGAACAAUUUGGGCAGGAAGGACCAAUUACUGUACAUUGCAGUGCUGGUGUUGGUCGUACAGGUGGUUUUAUAACUCUCAGUAUAGUAUUAGAAAGAAUGAGAUAUGAAGGUGUUGUCGAUAUGUUCCAAACAGUCAAAAUGUUACGUACACAGAGACCAGCAAUGGUGCAGACAGAGGAUCAGUAUCAGUUCUGUUAUAGAGCUGCUCUAGAAUAUCUGGGAUCUUUUGAUCAUUAUGCAAAUUGA